AUGUGUUUAAGAGCACACUGGAUUGACAAUGAUUGGAAAUUGAACAAAAGAAUAAUAAACUUUUGUCCUAUUUCAAGUCAUAAAGGAGAUGAUCUUGGGAAGGUGGUCGAGAAGUGUUUACUAGAUUGGGAAAUUGAGAAUGUUUUCACCAUCACGGUUGAUAAUGCUAGUUCAAAUGAUACCAUGAUUAUAUACUUAAAAAAGAGGUUCAACAAUUGGGGAGGCAUAAUGUUGGGUGAGAAAUAUCUUCAUAUGAGAUGCAUUGCUCAUAUUGUUAAUCUUAUUGUUAGUGAUGGGCUCAAAUGUUUGGGGGAUUCCGUUGCUCGUGUUCGUUCGGCGGUGAGAUAUGUGAGGCAAUCUCCCUCUAGAUUAGCUAAAUUCAAAACUUGCAUUGAACUAGAAAAAAUUGAAUUUGGUUCAUCUUUAUGUUUGGAUGUAUGCACUAGAUGGAAUUCCACUUAUUUGAUGUUGAACGUUGCUCUAAAAUAUGAAAAAGCUUUUGAAAGAUAUGGUGAGGAGGAUCCCUUGUUUAGAUUUGAACUAAGUAAUGGAAAUGGAGCUCAUGGAAUGCCAUUGGAGGAUGAUUGGGUUAAUGUGAGAAGGUUAUGCAUUUUGCUUGAAAAAUUUUACAAGCUAACAUUACUUGUUUCAGGUUCCUUAUAUGUGACAAGUAAUUUUUUUCUUCAAGAAAUUGGUAAUAUUGCUUGUGAUUUGCAAAAAUGGAGAUUGUCUGAUGAUGCAUCAUAUGCUAGAAUUGCUAAUAAAAUGACAGAUAAAUAUGAGAAGUAUUGGGGAAGUUGGGAGAAGACGAACAUGUUGAUUUACAUUGCGGCGCUUGUAGAUCCACGAAAUAAAGAAGAUUUUGUGACUUUUAUUCUUGAGCUUACAUAUGGUGAGAAAGAAAGUGUUGAUAAGUUAAAAUUCAUCAAAGAUGUCGCAUUUGCAUUAUUCAAUGACUACAAGAUUAAAUAUGGAACUGAAAUAAAUACAAGUGAGCAAUCAAUUGGUGCUUCAUCUAAUAAUAUUGACAGUGGUGAUGUUAAUCAAAUAACCGAUGUAAGAAGUCAGUUUAAAAGUUUGAAAGCCGCAAAAGGAAGUGUCGAAGCAAAAUCAGAGUUGGAAAAAUUUCUAAGCGAGGAUGUUGAAGCCGAUCAAAGUAACUUUGAUAUUUUAGCUUAUUGGAAAGUUAAUAGUGCAAGGUUCCCAAUUCUCUCUCGGAUGGUGGCCGAGUACUUGAUCCAUUUAGGAGCUCAUUGA
Messenger RNA from Asparagus officinalis (garden asparagus), 1257 nucleotides. Its product is annotated as zinc finger BED domain-containing protein RICESLEEPER 2-like. The transcript is spliced from 2 exons. The record is from RefSeq and is a predicted model, not a curated record. Lineage: Eukaryota; Viridiplantae; Streptophyta; Magnoliopsida; Asparagales; Asparagaceae. Gene Ontology annotation, molecular function: DNA binding; protein dimerization activity. Bases 1 to 1257 code for a protein of 418 amino acids.